UUGUUACAAAAUGAGUAAUAAAUAAACAUGUCGGUCAUUAUACCUAUAUAUUAAUUAUAAGUUCUAAAAUCCUUUCGAUUCGCGAAUGUAGUACAAAGAAUAAAAUCAAUUUGUUUACAUUACUAGAGCGGCUAAAACAUAACCUUACGAAGUGAACUGACGUCGAAUGUAGUAUUUAAGAAGGCUACGCAAUGACUGACGAGCCAAAACCUCAGUUCAGAGGACUGCGGUCGGCUGCACCCGCCACUGUUCGCUCAAAUAACAAAUGAAACUUUAUUUUCAUUAAACACAUUUAUUGUGAAGUGAACGAAGAUAAAGCAUUCCAAAUGCCUGCCGAUUCAGAUCUUAUUGUCCCGGGAAGAGAGGAUCUGGGAGUCGACGAGAACCAAUUCAAAAGCCUCGCGGAGAGAAACAAGCAUGAAGAUUUUAUAAGACGGGCAGUGGACUUGUUAGUAGAAAGAGUUGUCUUCGGAAGAUCUUCGAGGACGUCGAAAGUGGUGGAGUGGGCUGCACCUGCAGAUAUUAAGAAAGCAAUCGAUCUCAAACCGAGGGAAGGACCAGUGUCUCAUGAUGGUCUAUUGGCGCUUAUGGCUGAUGUUGCUAGAUACUCAGUCAACACAGCGCACCCUUACUUCGUGAACCAGCUGUUUUCGUCAGUCGAUCCUUAUGGUCUCAUCGGUCAAUGGCUCACAGACGCCCUCAACCCAAGCGUGUACACUUACGAAGUGGCUCCUGUCUUUACUCUGAUGGAGGAAGAGGUUCUUCGUGAGAUGAGGAGGAUGGUGGGCUGGCAUGACGGUGAAGGAGAUGGCAUCUUCUGUCCAGGAGGUUCUAUAGCCAAUGGAUACGCGAUCAGCUGCGCUCGACAUUACUUCUACCCAGAAAUUAAGAGCAAAGGAGUCUACGCCGUACCCAGACUCAUUCUCUUUACUUCGGAACUCGCUCAUUACUCCACAAAGAAGAUGACUGCUUUCAUGGGCAUCGGAACCGACAAUUGUGUUUUGGUGAAAACAGAUGAAUUCGGCAAAAUGGAUGCAAACGAUUUGGAAAUGAAAAUUGAAAAGGCGAUAGAGGAUGGAGCGACGCCGUUCCUGGUUACUGCCACAGCGGGGACUACCGUUUUCGGAGCGUUCGAUCCUUUGUUACCUAUUUCGGCUUUGUGCAAAAAAUAUAAUCUGUGGUUACACGUCGACGCUGCCUGGGGCGGCGGCGCUCUUAUGUCGAAGAAAUACAAACAUUUAUUGAAUGGCAUUGAAUUGGCGGACUCAGUGACGUGGAAUCCUCACAAGCUCUUGGCGGCGCCGCAACAAUGCUCCACGUUCCUAAUUAGACACAAGAACGUCCUCAAAGAAGGUCACUCAUGCAACGCCAAGUAUCUUUUCCAGAAGGACAAAUUCUACGACACUUCGUACGACACCGGCGACAAACACAUACAAUGCGGCCGCAGGGCAGACGUCCUCAAGUACUGGUUCAUGUGGAAGGCAAAGGGAAGCGAGGGCUUCGAAAAGCACAUCGAUACUGUAUUCGACAACGCUCGCUACUUCCUAGAACUGAUUCGACAGCGCGACGGCUUCCGACUGGUCCUCGAGAACCCUGAGUGCACCAACGUGAUGUUCUGGUACGUGCCGACCUGCCUCCGAGGCUGUGAAAACGAGCCAGAUUACAAAGAAAGGCUCCAUAAGGUCGCACCGAAAAUAAAAGAGCGAAUGAUAAAGGAAGGAAGUAUGAUGGUCACAUAUCAGCCGCAGGGCGACCUCGUCAACUUCUUCCGUAUCGUAUUUCAAAAUUCAGCUCUGGACCAUAAGGAUAUGGUAUAUUUUGCCAACGAGUUUGAUCGACUUGGCAGGGAUAUUAUCGUUUAAAUGUUAUGUUAUGUUAAACGUAAAUUAUUCAAUGCAACUCGUACAAAUAUUGCAUCAUAUUAUAACAACCUGUGAUUAUAAUUUUAAAUGAAACUUAGGAAGCGCUCGAGUAUAUGAGAAUAAAAAGUUACAAUCUGGCUUCCUUCUCGGUGAGGUAAAAUAACAUUAAACUCAUAUUUCAGUUUAGAUGCUAUUACAAUCUAGAGAACACAGCAACUAAGAUAAUAUGUCGAAGAGUUUUAUUUCUGAUCAAAAGUUUAGAUUGAAACUAUAACCAGUAUCUAAGUAUCUUAUAAAAAAACAGUAGAUUCACUCGUCCAUUCUUCCUUCGUAACUUUUUUUCUACAUUAUAUAGAACGCUACUUUAUAUUUUUGGAUAUUAAUCAAACAUGUAAUAUUCAAAUGUAGUUUAGUACAAUUUGUUGUAAUUAAAAAACGUGUUAAAACAAUACAAAUGUAAAUAAAUUAUGUUAUAAAACACAA
Molecule: messenger RNA, 2345 nt
Organism: Manduca sexta (tobacco hornworm)
Lineage: Eukaryota; Metazoa; Arthropoda; Insecta; Lepidoptera; Sphingidae
Product: cysteine sulfinic acid decarboxylase
Exons: 4
Coding region: 327-1862 (511 amino acids)
Biological process (GO): carboxylic acid metabolic process
Cellular component (GO): cytoplasm
Molecular function (GO): pyridoxal phosphate binding; carboxy-lyase activity
Source: RefSeq, a predicted model, not a curated record